AUGGCCUGUUCAAGAUGGGUCUGCAUUAAUAACUCAAGAAGCAUGUUUGUGAAGAUUGUUCAUCGUGGUGGCCAUGUAGAACUCCAUGAUAGGCCUAUUCUUGCAGCUGAGAUACUUCUUCGAAACCCGAAAUGUUGUGUUGCUCAUCCAAACGUUUUCAAGCAGCCUUGGGCCAUCGUUGCACCGGACACCACCCUAUUGCCCGGCCAAAAGUUCUAUGUGGUGCCCAUAGGCACAAUCAGAAAGCUUCAAAGACACUCUUCCACGUAUUCCUCUUCUCUGAUCAGUCAAGAAAUUCAGACCAGUCAAAUUGGCAAAGUUGAAGAAGGAGAAGGUGAUUCUACCUGCUGGUUGUUCAUAGCUACUAAUUCUCCAAAACUAUGUUCACCAUGUCUGAAACAAACUGAGAACGAGGGAGAGAAAGCAAAAAUGGAGAAAUUAAAUGGUCACUGUUUGGAAGACAAUUGCUUUCCUUGCUUGUCAAAAGCGAUUAACAAGAUUAAAACCAGCACUGAGGAUUCAAGCAAAGAUUCGAGAUUAAUUUCGGGCAGUUUGGGAUCAUCUGAGACAAGGGUAGGAACCAGGAAGAGGAUCAAGGUUGUUAAUACAAAGGGAUUUCCCAAUAGACUGGCAUGUUUUGAUCAGUCUUGGCGACCAAGUCUAGUGAGCAUCAGUGAAGAAUAG
This is a messenger RNA of Ilex paraguariensis (yerba mate), 684 nucleotides long. Lineage: Eukaryota; Viridiplantae; Streptophyta; Magnoliopsida; Aquifoliales; Aquifoliaceae. The record is from the annotation of a GenBank genome assembly.